AGAAUCAUCUGAUUCAUUACCAUGUCUGUGUUACUGAGUGUGCUACUCUUGGAGAGAAUUUAGAUAAUUGGUAGCAUUAUCUGUGUUCUCUGAUACAGCUACUGCACAUGCAAUUUGGGUAAAUUUUGUAACCAGAAGAUUUUAGGUUUAAGAUCACAACCACUUGGAGAGCAACCCAGACCUCAUAUGCUAAGAACAAAUGGAAUAAGGCAAGACAGAGUUGGGAACUGUGACCAAUAUUUUUAAUAUAUAUUUAAAGUAAUCCCUGUCAGUAGUGGAAAGAGGUGUGUCCAGGACCUUAAAUUUCUCAGAGUCCACUAAAGACCCUUUUUUUUUUUUGAGGAGUGGAGCCAAAAGUGUUAAGGGCUGUGUCUCUCCUCUGCUCCUCCCCAGUUGACAUUUUUCUUCCUAAGUUUGGAAGUUGUUGAUCUAAGAUUAGGAACCAAGCAUCAGACAAGGGAAACAGAUUCAUACUUUCUGGAUGUGGCUGGAAACGGAAAUCAGUAUUAAAGGAGGUCAGACUAGUAAACUGGGAACAAAAUCAUGGUCUUAGAGAUCUUUGCUUUUCAUUUGUCACAUAGGCUACAGUAGCUGUUUUCUGAGUAGUGGCUGUAACAUGGUUGUGAAAGGCUGUUUCUAAGAAUUGUAGGUAAAUGUAUUGUGAUGUAGGAGGAUCUAAGAAAUAACCGAACUCCCUUGUCAGUAGCUUAGUGAAUAGAUACCUUGCCCCACACCCAGCAUAAUAGUAGAGGAUACUAAUAGCAAGGUAAUAGCAUUUUCAAAAUUAUGAUCCAGAUAAAUUAUUUUUGAGCUACCUCUGAUUCCUUCCUCUUCUAGAAAUUGUCACAAUAUUAAAUACUUAUCCUCAGUUUACGUUGAGAUGUUCAGUAAAGAUCUUUUCUAAUUGUAGCCUAUUAAACUGAGAAUAGGCGGGCCACAUGUGGAGUUUGGAAGUGGAGAUGAGAGGUGCGCAUGAUGCAUGGAAGUCACAUUUACUCUUGCAGCUCUAAUAUUAAGAAAUGGAUAAAUGCUGAGCUAGCAAUAAUGAAGAAUGAUUUAGUUCUCAUAGGUUGUGCUCUCAUUCAUGGGUCAUACAUAUGGCAUAAGCAUAGAAACGUAACAUUUUAGGUUUAUAGUAAAUAUUUAUGAAUGUUUUUGUAAUCCAGUGCAAAUUAAAGUGGAAAACAUGCGGUUAGCAGUGAUAGGAGCAGCAUACUGCAGAACAGUUCUAAAUCAGUUGCAGUUAUUAGUAAAGGUAAAACAAACUAAAUGUGCCUAUUCCUUGUUCUUAUUUAGGGCUUUUUCUCUCAGUCUGACAUCACUUUAUUUCAAAUGCUUUGUAAGACAGGAAGAACACUGAGAUAGUAUCAAAACCCACUUCCUUUUAUGUACAAAAAUAAAGAGCUCUGACAGCAAAACUGAUACUUCUAGUUGAAAAUCGAUAGAAACUCUUGAUGUAGGUCUACCUUUCAGCCAAAUGGGAACAAAGAACAGAACUUUGAAAUCCAGUCCAAUAUUAAAACUAGCUUAUUGAUUUCUGUGUAAGGUAGAAGAACUCAGAAUUUUGUAGUUUUGGUUCCUAAUUUUCAGACAGGAAACAAUGUUCAGAGAAGAGCUUUAUGGAAUUCCAAGCCAAGUAUCGUCUAGACUGUCACAGCCAUCCUCUCCCCAGUCAGGCUGCCCAUCACCCACCAUUCCAGCAGGUAAAGUCAUUUCACCAUCACAGAAGCACAGCAAGAAGGCACUAAAGCAGGCUCUAAAACAGCAACAGCAGAAGAAGCAGCAGCAGCAGCAGCAGCAGCAAUGCAGGCCAAGCGUGUCCCUCCCCUCCAGCCAGCACCUCUCUCUGAAGACUGUCAAAGCAUCCAGUGACUCUCUACCUGCCAAACCUGCAGUAUGGGAAGGAAAGCAAUCUGAUGGACAGUCAAGCAGCCCUCAGAACUCAAACUCUAGCUUUUCUUCUUCAGUUAAAGUAGAAAAUCCUUUGCUAGGCCUGGGGAAGAAGUCAUUCCAGAGAUCUGACAGGCUCCACACACGGCAAAUGAAGAGGACUAAAUGUGCUGAAAUUGAUGUUGAGACACCAGACUCCAUUCUGGUUAAUACAAACCUACGAGCACUGAUCAACAAACACACCUUUUCAGUCCUUCCUGGAGACUGCCAACAGCGACUGCUUUUACUACUUCCAGAGGUGGAUCGACAGGUUGGUCCAGAUGGUCUGAUGAAGUUAAAUGGCUCAGCCCUUAACAAUGAGUUCUUCACUUCAGCAGCACAAGGCUGGAAGGAAAGACUUUCAGAAGGUGAGUUUACACCUGAGAUGCAGGUGAGAAUUCGACAAGAGAUUGAGAAGGAGAAAAAAGUAGAGCCGUGGAAAGAACAAUUCUUUGAAAGCUACUAUGGUCAGAGCUCUGGCUUGAGCCUUGAAGAUUCAAAGAAAUUGAUGGCCUCACCCAGCAAUCCCAAAGUAAAGAAAAUCCCAGCUGAGCAACCAAAAUCCAUGCUUCCUUCAGAGGGCUCUCCUGUCAGUGUAGUCCCAGUAAUUCCCCAGUUAGAGUCUAAAGAAGUACUGCAAAUGCCAUCACCAGUCAGAAACGAAGAGCACGAAAGCCAAGAUAAGAUGCAGCCAAACUCCAAACCCACAGAACCCCUACUUUCCUCAGCUACCAACACAAAUGAGCUUAGCAGUGUUCCUCCCACCAAGUGCCCAAAGGAUGAGGCUCUCUUGGAGCAGAAGCCAGUUGCUUCUGCUGAACAGGAGUCUGAAAAAGAGAAUCAUCUCACUACAACUUCAAAUUAUAACAAAAAUGAAAGCCAAGAAGCUUUAAUUACAUCCCCAAGCAAACCCAAGAGUCCUGGGGUGGAAAAAACAGUCAUGAAGCCCGUAGUAGAAGCAGGUCCACCGGAGACCACUGUGAAAGAGCCUCCAUCAAGUCUGGCCGAUCACAGCCCAGAAAGCCUCAAGAGGAAGUCUUCUCUCACCCAAGAAGAGGUCCCUGCAGGCUGGGAGAAAAGGCCACGUGUCACUGAGAAUCGCCAGCACCAGCAGCCAUUUCCAGUCUCCCCGCAGCCCUUUCUCAGUAGAGGGGACAGGAUCCAGGGCCGGAAAGUACCUCCUCUCAAGAUCCCGGUCUCCAGAAUCUCCCCCAUGCCGUUUCCUACAUUUCAGGUCUCUCCCAGGGCUCGUUUUCCAGUCUCCAUCACUAGUCCUAACAGAACAGGAGCCAGAACUCUUGCAGACAUCAAAGCAAAAGCCCAGCUGGUCAAAGCACAGAGGGCAGCAGCCGCCGCCGCCGCCGCCGCCGCUGCAGCCGCCUCAGUUGGAGGGACCAUUCCGGGACCUGGCCCAGGCGGGGGACAAGGGCCAGGAGAGGGGAGUGAAAGGCAGACUGCUAGAGGAGGGAGUCCAGACUCAGACAGAGUCAGUGAAACUGGAAAGGGCCCCACACUGGAACUGGCAGGAACUGGAGGCAGGGGAGGUACGAGAGAGCUUUUACCCUGUGGUCCAGAGACUCAGCCCCAGUCUGAGACCAAGACCCCAGGCCAGGCACAGCCUCACAGUGUCUCUGGAGCACAACUACAGCAAACCCCCUCAGCGCCUGCAACAUCCGCCCUCAGUGGAGCAUGCACAGGUGUCCGGUCACCAGCCCACACUAGCGCACCCCCACCAGCUUUAGGGAAAUUCAGUCGUGAAAAACUGAAUCCCAUCAGGGCAGCAGCCACAGUGGCCUCUCUUAGCCACCCACAAGGGCCCAGUAAUUGUAAGCAGGAGAAAGCACCUCCUACUCCUGCAGAUCCUGCUCUAAUCUCGGGUGCCUCGCCUGUUCGUUUUGCAGCCAAUGGCACAUUUGAGCCCAAAGCAGGUUCUACUAAGAAUAUACCAAACCCUUCAGCCUCAGCAGAGAUAAGAGCUAGCGCUUCAGUGGAUAUGACUCCCCCGCCUUUAACAUCUUUAUUGACAACAGCCACUUUAGAAAAGCUUCCUGUGCCCCAGGUCAGUGUAACAAUAGCACCUACCGGAUCAGCUCUGUCUUUGAGCACUUUGCCAGCAGCUUCUAGCCUUAAAACUCCAGGAACUUCUUCAAAUAUGAAUGGACCCAUUUCAAGGCCUAGUUCUAGUAUCCCUGCUAAUAAUCCUCUGGUAACUCAGCUGCUGCAGGGCAAAGAUGUUCCCAUGGAGCAAAUUCUGCCUAAACCUCUCACCAAAGUUGAAAUGAAAACUGUUCCACUAACUACAAAAGAGGAGAAGGGGAUGGGAGCACACGCAGGCAGCAGUGUAACAGAAAACAGCACUAGAGAGGACGUUAAUGAGAGACAGCCCCAUCCAGCUACACAGCAACUGAGUAAAACCUUGCAAAACAAGCAGCUCCCCCAGGUCCCAAGACCUCUUCAGCUCUUUUCAGGUAAGGAUCUGAGGGACUCUAGCAUUGAUGCACACCAGUACCAAGAAGGACUGAGUAAAGCAACCCAAGAUCAGAUCCUUCAGACUCUGAUCCAAAGGGUUCGGAGGCAGAACGUUCUCUCAUUUGUGCAGCCCUCGCAGUUUAACUUUACUCACUCAGGUUUCCAGUUAGAGGACAUCUCCACAAGCCAGAGGUUCAUGCUGGGUUUUGCUGGCAGAAGGACAUCCAAGCCUGCAAUGGCAGGACACUACUUACUGAACAUUUCCACCUAUGGCCGGGGUUCAGAGAGCUUUAGGAGGACCCAUUCUGUAAACCCUGAAGACCGGUUUUGUCUAAGUAGUCCCACUGAGGCCUUGAAAAUGGGAUAUCCAGACUGUAAAAAUGCAACAGGAGAUAGUAGCAGCAGCAAAGAAGAUGAUACUGAUGAGGAAAGUACUGGUGAUGAGCAGGAAUCUGUCAUGGUAAAGGAGGAGCCGCAGGCUUCCCAGAGUUCCGGCAAGUAUGAAGCAAGUUCAGGACCCCACAGUAGAGAAACCCUACCCACCAAUGAUUGUUCAGCUAAAAAGAAUGUGAAGGCAGAGACACCAGUGCCUGAGCAAACCACUCUAAGCAAGGAGAAUUACCUGUUCACUAGAAGCCAAACAUUUGAUGAGAAGACCCUAGCCAGAGAUUUUAUUCAGGCAGCACAGAAGCAGAUGGCUCAUGCAGUGAGAGGUAAGGCCAUGCGUAGCAGCCCUGAGCUUUUCAGUUCCACUGCUCUUCCUCUGCCUGCAGACAGUCCUACCCAUCAGCCUCUACUCCUUCCACCUCUGCAAACCCCAAAGCUGUAUGGAAGCCCCACACAGAUCGGGCCCAGCUACAGAGGCAUGAUCAACGUCUCCACCUCGUCUGACGUGGACCAUAACUCUGCUGUGCCAGGGGUGCCUGACUGUAGCCAGGUAUCUAGCAAUGUCGGUGAUGUCAUGUCCUUUUCAGUGACUGUCACAACCAUCCCUGCUAGCCAAGCUGUGAAUCCCAGCAGCCACGGCCAGACCAUUCCUGUUCAAGCCUUUCCUGAAGAGAACAGCAUAGAGGAUACACCUUCGAAAUGUUACUGCCGAUUGAAAGCCAUGAUCAUGUGCAAGGGAUGUGGAGCUUUCUGCCAUGAUGAUUGCAUUGGCCCCUCCAAACUGUGUGUCUCCUGCCUUGUCGUUCGGUAACAAGACUAGAAGGAGAGUGCACUGUGAGGGAGGCAGGAAGGGGGGAGGGUAGACAGAGGUGAUUUUUGCGUCCUUUUGGAAUCACAGAAAUAAACAAGUAGGUUUCAGUUGUCUUAAGAGACAAAUGUUACUUAAUCAGGAAUACAGAGUACAGAUCUCACAUUUUAGAGGAAGAGCACCUUGUAUAGUAAGUCCAGGUCAAGCAAGACUUUGUGAAUUUGUGACAAGUUUGCACUUAAAAAUCAUGUAAAUAUGUCACAUCUUUUUUUAACAUUUUUCCAGGUGUUUAGGUAAUAAUGUAUUACUUCGACUUCAGAUUGGUAUUCCACUUCGUGUGACUCUGAAAAGUUUAAUGCCAUACAUGGUAAAAGGAAGUGAUUUCCCUUUGGCUCUUUCCUAAGAGGCUAGGGAAGGGAAGGAGUGAAGGAAUGGUCUGAAGAAAUGACCAUUCAUGCUGAUUCUGUCUCAACAGCCUGACUGCAGGCUUUACAUAGAUUAUUCAGGCUUCGCAGGAUUUGGAUUCAGGGUUUACUCAGUCCCUUCACCUUAGAUGGAACCUUCUUAAGUUCAAAUUUCUGAUGAGGUAUUAAUUUCCCAGGUAGUAGUUCAGACUCUGAAAGUUCUGACUUGGUUGUUGGCUUCCAUAAAGCAGAACUGUUGCCAGGCACUCUGCUUGUAGUUUGUGUACCCCUGCUUCUCCCUCAAGUCCCUCCCCUGCCGUGAAGCAGGGAGUGUGAGCCACAAAAGGUCCUCCUCGCUGGGCCCCUUGUGUUACCAUCGCCUGUGCAAGGCAGAGAUUCCAGCCAGAAUCUCCAAAGGCUUGAUCAUUUGUGGGAGCUUACAAACAAGUUUGAAAUACUGGUAAAACUUAACGGAAAGGUAUUAGUGAUGGGGAGAUUUGAACUAUGUGUCUUGUUGGGUAAGUGGAGUAAAGGUGCAGAAACUGUUGAACUGAACACAAGGAACUUUGGAAACGAUUUUAACACUAGAAACAAGGGAGGCCCUCAUUUCCUCGUCUCUCCCAACCUGUUACCUGCUGUUCUACAAUCAGCUGUUGCUACAGGUAGAAAAACUGCUUAUGCCACGUUUGCCCAUUCUGUCAAACCUGUUUUGACCUCCCAGGCAUCUGAGGAGUAUGGGAGUGAUCUUCAUACUACUUUGAACAUACACGUGCACACACACACAGUAAAAGUCAGACAUUUUUUUCCUGUUUUAGAAAACAUGUUCCCUGUUUUGGAUUACUGCUGUAUACGCACCAGAAAUUUCUAACGUAAGGGGGCUUUAGUGAAUGGCCAAGGGAACAUCUAGAAAGGAAGAGAAAUCAGCUCCAAAUUCUUGUUGUUUGUUUUUGUUUAUUCUUUUUGUUUCCUUUUUUGUUGGUUUUAUAAUCCUGUCUAGUGACUGAAGAAUUUUUGAGUACAUAUAUUUAGGUCAUGAUUAAAGAACAUUAAAAAUAAAUCUACAAUUCACUAGAAUUUGGUAUUUAAAGUGGAGGGUUGUCAGUGUGCAUUAUUUGCAAAUCAGUCUGAAAUCUUGUUUCAGGUGUGUAAAGGACAUAUAUUAGUGCAUCCUAGUACAGCUGUAGUUGUACUUAAUAGUCAGGAUGUGAUAUUUACAAAAUGCAGAACAACUUAAACUCGUUAAUUAAGUCACAUUCCAGAUAGGGGAAAGUAGGCAGUAAUGAUCUUUGCUUUGCCCCCGUUCUGCUACCCACCCACCCCUCCCUACCUCACCUCCUGCAUUAUACGUACACUGUUUUGUUUGUUUUGCUUUUUCCAAUACUUUAAAACCUAUGAGAACUAUUUACUGUUUUUUAUUUCUUGUUCCUCGGUUUUUUUGUGGGCCAAGGCAAAGAUAAGGAUUAAUAGCUGUGUUUCAGUUUCAGCCAAGAUAAUUUGAUGUCCUUCUAAUAAGUUCCCUUUUCCCUCCGGCACACACAUAGCUAAGAGAUGCAAGGGUCUGCAAGGGUCCAGGGUAAGGAGAAAGUCCUCCAGCCAAUAACCUCAGAAACCAUGGUUCUGUUCCCAAGCUUUCAGUGCCCUGAGUAAUCCAGAGGGGUGUUAAAAAGACCUGUUGCUGGUUAAAACUCCAUUCCCAGCUUCUUCACUCCCCACUUUAGUGGCAGGACUGGGGUGGUCUGCCUGUGAAAAGUGGUUGGCUGUUUCAGAACUGACCCCAUGCUAAACACUCAUUACCAAUUUGGAUUUUCGAAAUGAUUUUCUUCUUCACAUCUUUCCUAUCAUAGAAAGUCUCUCCUCCAUGGUUCUCUUAAUCUGAGGAUGGACAGACUAACGAGGAAAGGAGGAAAGGCAUCAGGGAUUUUCAAGUCCAUUUAGAGAACAAACCACAUCGUGCCUAUUCAUCUUGACCCAGGCUCUUGCAGAUAUGACCUAAGUAUUACUAUUCACCAGAUUCUCUUAACAAAUAGUACCUAGCUAAUAAAAUAUUCACAUUUAUGAGUGCCCCCCCCAAAGUUGUCAACUUGGUACAUGGGUCAAUCUUGACUGAAAAAGAGAUAGAUUCUCUUAGGUUGGUAGAAAAUUGAAUACAAUCCAUUUAUCAAUUUGUUUCAAAACAGUGGUUUCAUGGAGAAGGUCAUCUUAUGUGCUGACUGAGCUGAACAGAAAAAAGGAAAAUUAUAAUCUGGCCUUUUUGAAAAUGAUGUAAUAGGAGUAAGAAAACCUUUGAAUUAUUAGAAUAUGAUAUUCUAGUACCUUUAAAGCAGUCUUUAUCGUAGGUUUUCAGUUACUUUACCUUUCAAUUCAAUCAGAAAUGUGUCUAAUAAGUGCUAGGCAUAUUUUUAUGGUAUUACGUUGCACUAUUUCCAGUGACUAGUCAGGCAUCAUGCCUGAUGCUUAUGCCUCCAGGGUGUGCUUCUCAAGCCUUCAGACCUUCCACUGCAGGUCCCCUUGGGGAGACAGCAUUAACAAUAUAUCAUCUCAGUCUCACGAAUCUUCCAAGUUGUCUAAUGAAGAAGGCUUCCUGAAUCUUAAAGAAUUUUUGUUAAAAUUCUCCAUCCUAGUAAACAGAAAAUAAAACCAGAUAACCUGGAGUUGUUGUUCGCCCUACUUUAAACCCCUGUGUUGAAGAUACUGAAGCUGUCUGUGGUACCCCAUGUACCGUUUUUAAGAAUAAGAUCUGGCAGAAGGAAAUUUUUCUUGGGGUAGGGGAAGCAUACUAACAUGGGCUGGGAAGGCACACGGUGCAGAUAUUUUAGGAGUUAUCACAGGAUUAAAUAGCCAAAGGAAGACCUCAUUGCCUUCCAGGUGAAGGUAUAAGUUUAUACAUAUUAAUAAUCUGACCGUUUAACCAUCCUAAUUGCUCUCAUUGCCUUUCUUCACCUACAAGUCCUUAAAGAGCUCUUGGGUGAAAUUAUUUGUUAUACUGAGGGGGUCUUCUCUGGUCAUUACAUCGCUAUUUAUUUCUAGAGCUCACUGUCAGCGAGCAGUACCAGGGUUGUUUUCUCUGUGACUUAGAGGUUUCACUUCACAGCAAAAGGAGAGGAAAGUCUCUCCACUGCAUUACAACAAUGUGCUAAGUAAAACAAGACUUGACCAAGGGUAGUUUUCAGCUCAACUUACAGAGUAGUCCAAAGAGACUGAGAAACAUGAUGAUAGGCAGGGAUCUUUCCUAUUGUGUUUCAGUACCUACGUAACCUAUUGGAAGAGCAAUAGGCGCAACUGUUCCUAAAGUUGAAGUAAGAGCUUCAUAGAUUCUUGGUUACUUUAUUUUUUUUAAUGCUUUACAUUUGAUACAACUAUUAAAGAUCAAUUUUAAAAAUAGCUUUCCAGUAAUAUAUUUUAAGUAAUAUAUAUUUUAAUAUCUAUGUAAAAAGUGACAGUGGAAGACUUUGAAUUUCUCAUGUAUGGUAUGUUUAAUGUAGGACCUCACUGUUAAGGCACAAAUUAUUUCAAAGGAAGUUACUCUAAAGACACUCAGAUUAUUUCCAAAAAAAAAAAAAAAAAAAAAUGCAAUAAGGGGAAUAGUUUUGGAGUUUAUUUUUUAUUUUAAAAGAAAAUUGACUUAUUUACCACAAGCUAUUAUUUUUCCUUCUGGCUAUAAGGUUUGUACAGACUGGUUUGGUAAAUGCUAAACUUUUGUGUCUUUUGCCUUUUUAAAGGAAUUGUUAACAUUGGAAUUGAGGGUAUGUACAGAGAAGUUGGUGUCAACACCAUUUAAAAAGUCAUAUUUUUUCACAAAUAUAGAAAAAUCAUUUUACAUAAGAAUUUUAAGUAUUUGCAAUAAAUAUAUGUAUAUAGAUUGUAUGUAUUCAUAUAUUCUUAUUUUUCAUUUUAUUAUUAAGUAAAAGAUAAUUAAAGUGAAAAUAAAAACCUUGGAGUUUUUGAUGCAUCUUGAGGUCUGACAUACAUGUGAGAGUGGUGGGUAAGGGCCCUCAGUUGUUGCCUUAUACUACUAUUGGACGGUCACCAACAGGUUGCAUAAAAGAUAGUAAAAUGAGGAAUUUGGUGAUAAACAAAUCAGGGUAGUGUGUUUCUUUCAAAACUCUACUGAAAAUAUUCAGUUCUCCUCAUCUGUUAGUCUCUGCUUUCACCCUUGAACUGUUCUGUCUCCUAACCACCUAAUGUUUCUGGGAAAGUAAAAACCAACAAAAUAGAACGAAGUGCAUUCUCUUUUAAUGUGCCCAUUGUUUGCUUCUAAAAGAAUGGUAAGAAAAUGUCUCGGGGGGGAAAAAUAGGUUUUCCUUUCUCCACAGUGGUUAAUAAUUCAUUAGCAAACAGUCACUGCCACCACCUUCCAGACCACAGGGUUUAUGUGAAGAUAAUAGAACUUUCUUUUUCCCUUCUCUAAGAAGUGAGUUUCAUAGCCAGUUUUAUAUUCUUCCUGAUGGAUCUGGAGAUAAAAGGGCUAGGAGAACUUGAAUGUUGAUCUCCCUGUUGUCAGGAAGGGCAUUUAUGGUAAUGAGGACUGAGCCAAACACUAGCAGAGGUUAACCAUACCUAGCGAUAAUCUGGAGUCCUGCUGUCCAAGAGAAGCUAUUUUGUGGUUGUAAAUAUUUGGUUUUAAGAUAUGAUUGAGGGAGCAAAAGAAUACCUAGAGAGUCUGGAAAUAAAGGUAUAUAGCCCAUUCUUUAAAAAUGAUUAACAUACAACUUUAUUGGUGACCUAAAAGGAAAUACGAUUGGAGUUUGAAGAAUGUAUCUUAAUGACCCUCUAACACUUCUAGUUGUAAACUGGUUCUCCCCAUAAUUGCUCAGCUGUGGUUAUUUUCACUGAUAAAAAUAACAAUUUUUGGAAAUAAGGAUACAUAGAAAGCUUUUUAAAAGGCAGCCUUACUAUUUUUCAAAAAGAAUUCAAAUAUAGGGUUGCCCAAAGACACUGAAGAUAGUUUAGACAUCUAAGAGAACAGCACUAAAUCUUUGCUGAAAAUACACCUAUUUCUAAAGGAAAAAUUUCAAGUCUCAGGGAGCAUCUUUAUCCUCAUAAUUCCCAUAUAUGGUAGAUAUGAAUGAAGGUGAAAUACUUAAAUGUGUGUGAACCAGACCAUGAUGAACAUUUACAAAUUUCUAGUACAUACCAGAUUGUACUGAUUUAGAUUGUAACUCUCCUCCCCACCCCAGCCCCAAUUUCUAGUGCAUACUGUUGUUUACUCCUACCUCACGGAAAGUAAAAUUCAUAUUCAGGUAAUGAUAUAGGACCCUAAAGGUAUAACUGGACUACAGUUGAGUGAGACAGAGCAAUAUACCAGAACAUAGCUUCUUGGAUCCCCAGCUUCCCUUUGUUUACAUCACAGAAUUUUAGAAACCUGUGUUUGUUGCUUUGAACACUACUUGACUAAGAGUGGUCUUCAUAAAUCAAAUUUCAGAUAAUGUUUCUAGUUGUUUUUGUACACAAAUCAUGUUAUUCACUAAUUCAAAUAUCUUUUGGACACCCGUGUGCUAAGCACUGUGCUAAAGUUCUGGUUAAGCAAGGUUGAAGAAAAGCAGUCAUGUAAGUUGUAAAAGGUCUUCCUAAAGUAGUAACCAUAAAGCGUGUGUCUAGUUCAGAGCUCAAGGAGUAAUAUAUGCUAUGUUAUUUCCCAAGACGUUGGAGGUUUAAGAGUAAAUGGGCUAUGAAAUAGAAGCAUUUGAGGCAUUGGGCAAAACACAGUGGCAAAACAUGAGGAAAGAAAGGAGAGGCAUUGCCCAGAGAUGAAGUAAAUGGAAGUGAGGAGACUUGUUAAUAAAACUUACGUUUUUGAGAACUAUCAUUGGACGAUCCAGAGUUAUUAUAGAAAUUUCAGGAAGUCUCUUAGUGAUAGCCAAAUUGAGAAAAUCAAGCUGAAAGCAAUCCCUUUUAAUUCUGUUCAGUAUGUCAGUAAAGAUGCUUCAUCUUAUUUCAACUAACCCUUUCAAAUAACUAUGGAAAAUAAUGCAGCUUUCCUGUCAAACCCAAAAUAAGCUAAAGGGAAUUCUAAAAAGAACCUUGAUUUUCAUCUUAUAGACUGGCAAGAAGGAAGUGCAUUCAUCUAAAAUUAUUAGGGAGAUUUCAUCUGUGCUUUCUUCAUAAUGGAUAGAAUUCGUGUUUUUUAUUUUUACAGGAUUGGAUUUUUUUCUCCUAUUUCUAAGUCACAGGACUUUAAUAAAGAGGCGUCAGCAAGACACUAAAGCCUCUAUUAAGUGGCUUAAAUCCUAAUUCUUUAAGACUUUCUGGUAGAAAGGUUUUAAAAGGAUAAAUCAUAUUUUGUCAGUGCUUAUUCUUAAAUUUUCUUUACCCGUAUUAUUAGAUUUGCAACUAGAAUUCUGUAUUCCAAAAUAUCCAUGCUCACCUUUCAGUCAAAAAGGUAUAUUCCACCACGUAAUAUAGUCUCAACUCUGUAAAGGAGGUAGGAGGGUGGAUAUCCUAUAUUUUCCUAAUACUUAGCAACAUUAAACAGAAGAUUGGGUUUCUUUCAUAGGCACCGUAUAAACUAAGAAAUCUAUAUCUCUGUGUAGCUUAACGUCUUAACCUAAAAAGGGAAUCCCUACAAAAAGUUCCUUACAACAGAAAGGACAGACUAAACCAGGAAGAAAGAUGAUCAGCUCUGGAGAUGGGCUGUGACUACAUAGUGGGUUCUCCUGAAGAAUAACUGCAAACUCGAUUUUCCUGGUUCUUCAAGCUCUAAAGAAACUAAAAGGAAUUUUUUAAAUCCUAAUUUUUCAUCUUGACUGCAAAACCUAGAGAAUGCCUAGGGGAGAAAAAAGGUAAAUCCAAGAUCAGAUUUGAGUGAACUUGGAAUUAUUCCUUUACUGAUUUUUUUUUUAAGGUUUUGUGUUCCCAUAACAUAAUGAAUUGCCAUGAGUGGAACAUGGAAUUUGAUUUAAGACAUUUUGUGGGCUAAGAAAUGGUUUCCUAUUGAACUAUAUUUAGAGGUAACUUUUGCCACUGAUCAGGAUUUAGGGUUGUUCAUCUGUGUCUAAGUGAUGCAGAUGUUGGCUCAUAAAGACUACGUUAAAACAACUUGAGUCAACACUUUUAUUAACUUUAAUCAUGGAUCCUCACUUUUAAAUACUUAAAUAUUUAAAAUUCAGAUUAGCCCAAUAAGAAAGCAAUGCAUUAAAUGUUACCAAAAUAUCUGAAGAUACUUUAGAACUGUUAUUUACACAGUCCGUGUCCUUCCUAUGGAAAGUGUGGUACAUAAAAUUGUACGUUUCUUGGGUCAGUUCUUUUUGAAAACCGGUGUUUAAUGUUUUCAGGGACCUAAAGCUGGGAAAUGAUGGAGUUAGACUUUGACCCUAAGUCAGUAAUUCUUUUCAUUUUAGGUUUUCAGCUAUAGCAAUUUGAAGACUUCAGUAGUGACCCCAGUUUAACCUAUAUGUAGUCACUUUGAACAAGAUUUAAAUUAAUGAAACACUUCCGGAGUCUCAAAUUUGGUCCCCUGUUUGUUGCAUAAAGAGAGAGAUUCUGGGCUGGGGAGGACCUGAUAAUUGUUCUCUGAUAAUAAACUACUGAUUAAAGAGCAAGUUUGUUCUUAGGGAAGUCAUGAAAUUUCUAGAACCCAUGAAAUAUCUAGAGUACACGACAACUGAAACUCUAGAAAUUAAAAACUUUCAGCCAUAAGUGCUGUGACCUACUUUAAAAAAAAAAAAGCCCAUCUUAGUUCUGUGACUCAUUGCAUCACACCUUGAGACUUUUCACCAGCACCAAGAGAAAUCAGAAUGGAAGAAAUGACCUUAGGUCAGUCUUAUUCACUAAAAUCUUUGUGCACAUAGGCCUUAGCACUUUGACAGAUAAAGCUCUGCCUUUUAGCUCCUUUUCACUCUUUAUCCCUCCCACUUUUAGAGUGUUCCUUUUAUUGGUCGUAUAAAACUACCUUCAGAAUUGAAUGUAUAAUAAUGUUUCUGCACAUGGACAAACUGUAUUUUAUCUUAAUGACUCAUUUUAUGUUGAAUAAAGGCAUACGGUUUUACCCUAA
Molecule: messenger RNA, 13987 nt
Organism: Camelus dromedarius (Arabian camel)
Lineage: Eukaryota; Metazoa; Chordata; Mammalia; Artiodactyla; Camelidae
Gene: ASXL2
Product: ASXL transcriptional regulator 2
Exons: 9
Coding region: 1601-5596 (1331 amino acids)
Biological process (GO): positive regulation of transcription by RNA polymerase II; animal organ morphogenesis
Cellular component (GO): PR-DUB complex
Molecular function (GO): chromatin binding; DNA binding; peroxisome proliferator activated receptor binding
Source: RefSeq, a predicted model, not a curated record